Dioscorea cayenensis subsp. rotundata (Guinea yam) is the source of this 823-nucleotide messenger RNA. RefSeq names its product agamous-like MADS-box protein AGL29. NCBI's taxonomy places the organism in Eukaryota, Viridiplantae, Streptophyta, Magnoliopsida, Dioscoreales, Dioscoreaceae. The record is from RefSeq and is a predicted model, not a curated record. Gene Ontology annotation, biological process: regulation of transcription by RNA polymerase II. Bases 45 to 701 code for a protein of 218 amino acids. The transcript has a single exon. Gene Ontology annotation, molecular function: DNA-binding transcription factor activity, RNA polymerase II-specific; RNA polymerase II cis-regulatory region sequence-specific DNA binding; protein dimerization activity.
UUCACUCUCAAACCAUCAAAAUUUCUCCUCAUCCUCCUCCAAAGAUGCAGCCCUCUUCCACAAAGAAGACCAAAGGGAGACAAAAGAUCGAGAUCAAGAAGAUUGAGAGUGAGGAUGUUUGCCAUGUGACAUUCUCGAAGCGCCGCAUCGGAGUGUUCAAGAAGGCGAGUGAUCUUUCUACUCUCUGUGGAGCAAACAUUGCACUGGUGGUGCACUCUCCGACUGGUAAGCCAUACUCAUUCGGAUGCCCUGAUGUGGAGGAGGUGAUCAACCGGUAUUUCAUAGGAGUCACCAUGGAUGAUGUUCUGGGCCUGACUCAAGGACAAGGAGGACAUCCAACCCUUCUCAAGGAACUCAAUGAGAAAUUCAUGGAGGAGUCAAAAAGGAUUGAUGAUGGAAAAGCCAAGAAAGUGAUGGUGGAGGGGGCUAAGAAAGAAUUAGGGAAUGAGAAGUUUAUUCUUGCUAUGAGUUCUGACAUGGAAGAGCUUCCACUUUAUGAGCUUGAGGGACUUGAGGCGGACCUUGAGAAGAUUAAGAUGAGACUUGAUGCAAGUGCUAGAGAGCUUCUCAUGAAUGUGAAUCCAUUGGACAUUAUUGGUACCUACAACCAAGAUCUUGCUAUGGCUCCAUUUGCUGGUAGUGGAGCAAACCCUUUUGAAGGGAACAUGGGGUUUGGGUUCUUUGGUCAGGGGAACUAUUAGAUUUAAUAUCUAUUCUGAAAGUUUGAAGAAUUAGUGUUUGUUCUUCACCAAUAUGAUAUGGUAGAUGUUUGUCAAAACUUUGUGUUUUUCAUUAUAAGAAAUAAUAAAACUUUAUUUGAGAA